Molecule: messenger RNA, 3506 nt
Organism: Phragmites australis (common reed)
Lineage: Eukaryota; Viridiplantae; Streptophyta; Magnoliopsida; Poales; Poaceae
Product: AUGMIN subunit 8-like
Exons: 7
Coding region: 1274-3037 (587 amino acids)
Biological process (GO): centrosome cycle; spindle assembly
Cellular component (GO): centrosome; cytoplasm; nuclear microtubule
Molecular function (GO): microtubule binding
Source: RefSeq, a predicted model, not a curated record
CUUCGGAGCUAGGGGUUAGGGCUUGUUUGGUUGCGUAGUGCUGAUCGAUUCGCGUUUUAUUUGUUUUUUUUGUCGCGCGAUUUGAGCUAGGGGGAGCAGGUUGGGUAAGCUCGCCCGGGCGUUUGGAUUGGGUGAUCGGGGCGGGCCGAUGGGACAGCUGAUUGGGUUUAGCGUUGAUCGCGAGCCCGGGGCUCAGGUGAUUUCAGAAAUUUUAGAUGCGCUCCGCGUUGGUUUGUACGAACAACGCUUGGGCGAAUCCGGUCGGCUCCUCCUCGGGUUCUUCGCCGCUCUCGAAUGAUUCCGAUGCGCUACUUGGGUUCCUCGCUGCGGAUUCCGUGGGGUUCUGAGUGUCACUGCGUGAGUGUUUGAGAAAUUUGGUAUGGCGUGGUUCCCUUGGCUUUGUUGGAGUAGCACUCGAUCUCGGGAAGUUAAUUUCGCCUACUGCGGCCUUGCUUUUGCCCGUGCUUAGGUUUAAUAGGUGGUUUGGACGCUCAAUUACUCCGCGGUGCAUUCUUGAAAGACCAGUAGGUGUUUAAUAAUAGUGAUACUUACAAAUCAAAAUAGGUGGCUUUAUGCAUGACUCCAGCAGUGAAUGCUUAAUGCCAAAGUUAAUGUCUUUCUCCAUGCAAUUUGUGCUUCAAUUUGCCCUUGUUAUGUGCACUUUUUAGAAAACAUUAUCGAACUGACCCAACAGUGCAAUCAGCAUACGCCAUUACCUUGCGCAUACCAAACUGUCUGCUUGGAUAGUCGAUUUUGCCGAAGAGAAUUCCGGCAACUUCAAGUGAACUUUGGCAUUUUAUUUAUUGCUAUUAUAUUUUCCCCUUGUCUGUAUCGGGGCGGGCAUAUCAGUAAUGCAUGUGCAUAGAUCAUAAGUGGUAAGUAGUAAAAAAGGUCCCUGUUUCCCAUGCUGCUUCCGGUGGGAAAUUAUUAGGCAACAGAUUUGUCUCGCAUGCAUGUGGAUUGUCCUGUCUGUUCCAAAACCAUCAGAAUCUCCUUGAAUAAUUUGUUUAUUUGCUUUGUCCUUGCUCGAUUGCUGCAUGAUCCCAUGUAGCAGCUCAGUUUUCCCAAAAAAAAUUCUUCUUUUUUAUGCUUUAGAUAGUGGAUGCAAUGAUGUAUAAUGUAUUUAUACAUGCCAGUGCCGCCUUCAUCCCUUGCUUCUGAGCCUCCAUCAAAUCACUUCCCUUCCUAGUCCAGCCAUUAUGUCCCCACGAGAGGGAUUGAGGCAACAACUGCAGCUGUUCAGAAUUGCAGUUCUCAAACUGGGAGCUAGUUCAUGAGAUCCACAUUGUUGUGGUUUUUCUGGAAGUUGCUAUUCUUCAUGGAUGUCCUUAAGAGUGAUGUGAAGAAGGCUGCUCUUGUCGAUGAGACUCUAAGACAACCACUAGUUCCAUCUGAGAAGCACAAUGCUUUCAGCAGGAGAGAUUCCGCAUCCAGGCACAAGACCGGACUGGCUGCUGCCACUAAGACAAGGCGAUGUACAUCACCAAGUCUUGGCCGGAUGUCCGCUACUGAGGGCACACCAAGACCCAAAAGGGCGCAAUCAGCAGAUAGAGGAAGGCGGUCCUCAACACCUUCAACCCCUUCUUCUAGGGUGUCAACACCCUCAACCGCUACAUCAAGGUCUGUUACACCUGUUCGUGAUAUCGUCACAGAGUUACGUAAGAGUUCUAAGUGUAUAUCAAGCACAAGGGAUCCUGAUGGAUUGUGGCCAGCGAUGCGGAACUUGUCUUCCUCCUUCCAGUCAGAAUCUAUAGCUGCACCUACUGAUAAAAAAGAUAAAACGCUGGAUCGUACCAAGGGGAAGGUAAGUGUUCUCACUGAGAGGAAGAGAAGUCCUUUUAGAAGGAAGAACAUUGGUGAACAAUGUGAGAAUACUCAACCUUACGAAGAGCACCCUAAGAGGGUAAUUGAGCAACACCGGUGGCCAGCCAUGAUAGGUAGGCAGGUGCCUACGAAUCUCAUGUCAAGAAAUAUUGACCUUUCCGACAAAGCUACUAGAUCAGUUCCUUUGUCAAAUACUUCAAGAGGCCUUUCACCAAGGAAGAUCCCUGCUUCUGAAGGUACAGUCAAACGGUUGGAUCAAUCAUUGGAUGAAGUGGCAAGGAGAUUGGCUAUCCAGGCAAGCAGAAGAGAUGGUGAGGUAGAUUCUGGUAAUAAUAUUCAUUCACAGACAACAGAGAGAUCUAAAUCUGUGAGCCGGCCAAGCAGGACUGUUACUUUCCCUGUUCCAGUUGUACAUCGACCACCAUCACCAAGAAAGGUGUUGCCAGCUGCAUCCUCACCUUCCAGGACCUUCCAGAGCCCAUCUCGGACAAGGCCUUCAACACCGUGUCGGUCACAAAGUACUGGAACUAUUCAAUCAGGUGUUACAUCUCCUGUUACUAACUACAUGGUUGAUGUGAAAAAGGGAAAGAAGAAUGCCAGCCAAAUUGAAAACAUCCACCAACUGCGUCUAUUGUACAAUAGAUAUUUGCAGUGGCUCUUUAUAAAUGCUCGUGCAGCAGACAUUCUAUCAUUUCAAAAUAUCACAGUUGAGAGUACUAUUUAUAAUGUCUGGAGGAAUAUCUUAAACUUGCGGGAUGCUGCUAAUGUUAGAAGAAUCAUGGUGCAACACCUUCAGAAAGAAUUGAGGCUGUACGGCAUUCUGAAAGAGCAGAUUGUAUAUCUUGAACAAUGGCCAGCACUUGAAAGAGAUAAUAGCAUCGCUUUAUUUGGAGCAACUGAGGCUCUAAAAGCAAGCACACUGCGCCUGCAAGUUACAUCAGGAGCAAAGGCUGAUGUAAUUGCUCUUAGGAAUGCUGUAAGCUCAGCUGUUGAUGUCAUGCAAGGGUUGGGCUCAUCUGUUUGCUGCAUGCUUUCAAAGGUUGUGGACAGGACAUCUUUGGUUUCAGAACUUUCUGUCAUAGCAGGACAAGAAAAGGUCAUGCUCGAUGAAUGCAGAGAACUCUUAGCUGUGGCUGCAAAACUGCAGGUGCAAGAGUCCAGCCUACGGACACAUCUUAUGCAGCAGAGACAUGGACUUGUUGAUAUGAAUUAACAAGCCGGACAAGCUCUGGAAAUCCCAAUGCCAUGCUUUUGAACAGGUACAACUGUGCAAGUUGAACCUGCAAACUAUAAGAACAUAUCAUGCAAACAGAAAGGUAUCUUUAGAGAGAAAUAACAAGAACAAACAAAUGUUAGACGUCCCCUGGAGAUCAUGGUGUGAUGCUGUGCAGCUAACUACUCCCAGUGCAUAGAGAUGAUAGCUUUACUUAAAGGCCUCGUCAAAUGUAAAUGAUUUUUCACCAUAUAGAGCACUUCAAGCCUUUUUUUAGUCAUUUUUCUUAUUUUGUUCGCUGUAUAGAGCCCUCUUCUUUCCAAUUGUAUUUUUGACAUAUGGAAAUAAUACACAAAAUGAAAUGGACGGGCUUAGAUGAUGAAAAAUAUGAGUUCUUUUAAAAUCCUGUAAGAUUUUGUACCUGCACUCUGUUUGGCAGCUUAAGCAACUAAUUUAAGUGUUGUGUGAA